AUGAAGAGUACUAGAAUCUUUCAUUCGCUGCAUAGGGCAGAUUUAGCUAAGCGCUACAAGAACACUACUCCAAGAGAGUGUGUUACAGUACCAGAUACACCUUGCACUUAUCUCUCAUUCAGUACCGCUUGUUUUCUAAUCGUUUCCAUUGCCCAUUUGAUCACAAACCCGCUAAAAUCAUACCAUGUAAAGUUUUAA
This is a messenger RNA of Bipolaris oryzae ATCC 44560, 198 nucleotides long. RefSeq lists its product as uncharacterized. NCBI's taxonomy places the organism in Eukaryota, Fungi, Ascomycota, Dothideomycetes, Pleosporales, Pleosporaceae. The transcript has a single exon. Bases 1 to 198 code for a protein of 65 amino acids. The record is from RefSeq and is a predicted model, not a curated record.